AUGAAAGAUUUAUACUACUCAUACAUUAACAGUGCCCUUAUCCUAAGACACUAUGACAAUAAACUUCUGUUAGUUAGUGGUAAUAAAAUAAAAUUUUACACAUAUGAGGAAAUUAAGAAAAUAGUUCGAGCACAAAAUAUAGCCAUAUACGGUGUGGACUAUAUAAAUAAAAAUGAGAAAAUUGUACACAUUUCGAAUAAUGUAAAAUUAAAGGCCCCUAUAAGAAUGAGCGAGUCUCGCGUUGGGAUAACCAACAUCCCUUCUUUCAAUAAUGAUACUGAUUUAGCUACUGAUGGUAAAAGGGACGAUAAUGCACAUAAAGGAGAUUCACAUAAUGGUGAUUCACAUAAUGGUGAUUCACAGAAUGGAGAUUCACACAAUGGAGAUUCACACAAUGGAGAUUCACACAAUGUUGAUUCACACAAUGUUGAUUCACAUAAUGCUGAUUCACAUAAUGUUGAUUCACGCAGUGCUAACGAACACAAUGACAACGAAGUUCCUGCUGGAGGAGGAUCGGGAAGAGCGAACAAGACAUUGGAUGACGCAAAGAAGAAGGGAAAAAUCCCCAAGACUGAAAUAAACCAUGUUUGUAUCGCCUUCGAACAUGGAAAUGUAUGUAUUUUCUCAGAAGAUGAAACGAAUAAAGUGUUCAUAUAUGAAAAGUUAAUAUACCGAAAAGUAUGUGACAUAAUUAAAAUUGAAAUAUUUGCAUCGAAUAAUGAUCUUAACUGUUUAAUUUUGUACAAAGAUUACACUUUAAUUUUGUACAAGGAUAAAUACCUGAGUUCUGUUAAGCUUUCUACUCAUGAAUAUACAUAUAAUUUCUGCGUCAGCACCAACUAUCAAAAUAUGGCCGUUUUUAAUCACAACAAUAUGUAUAUUUAUGAUAUUUCGAAAAAGGAUCUUUGUGUUGACAACAAGGCAGAGGAAGAGGGAGAAGGAGGAGGAGGUGCUUACAACUCAAAUGGACAAAACCAGAAUGACAGUAGUAAUGACUUUGUUGAAGUGAAGAAUGUCUUCGAUUUUUCGAAAAAUUACAAAAAUAUCUUGAACUGUGAUUGGCACCCAAAAAGUCAUUGCAUAUCAUUGUGCGGGAAAAAAACGGUUAGAUACUUAACCAUUUACAACUACAAGGUAUACGAAUUUUCUGGAGCAGAAAUACAUGAAUCAUUUAUUAAUGCCACCAAAUUCAUUACCAUUUUAGAUAAUGUAAUUUUACUCACUACUUUAAGUUGUGAUGAUUACCUAUUUUGUGUGUGGGAAUUUGAAUUGGAAUAUUGUUUAUACAAAUUUAAGAGUGAAUAUCUGAUAUCUCAUUUUGACCUUUCCUAUUUUAAUGACUACUUACAUAUAUCCAUACUAGCAGAGGAAAAACAAUUAGCAAAUGUAAAGUUAUUGGGAAAAAAAAUUUUACAAAAAAUUGAAUGGAAUGGCUCAGAAAAGGAUGGAAUUAGUGCCGAAGAAGCAGAUGAAAAGGAUUCUUCCAAUUUGGAACACUCAAAUAUGGGUAAAACAACUCAUAUGAAACAAAAUAUAAACGAUAUUGCUGAUAUUUUGAAGGAUAAUAAUAACUACCAUUUCGAUAAGAAGAAGAAAAAAGUCAAGACAAAGAACACUUCUACCUUUUUAAAUGAAAGGAGAAAAAUAAGUAAUGAAAUACACGAAGAUUAUAACGAUAGGAGAAGAAAUAGCGAAUUGCAUUCAGAUGAUUACAACUUUCAUGUAAAUAAUGUAAAAAAGAGGAAAAAAAAAAUAUUUAGUGAUGAUAAUGAAGAAAGCAAAGACACAUUUAUCAACAUUUCACAUAAAAAAGUUGCAAGAGAUCGAGAUUUACAUGCGAUGAGUAAAAGAGAAGACAAACAAGAUGAAUACUAUGAAAAUAAAAAGUUAGACAGAAUGAAUCAUCUAGCAUAUACAGAAAAGGAUAAUGAUUAUCAAUACAAUAGUGACGAAAAUGAGAAACACAUUUUUCAAAAAGAGAAACGUCAGAACAACCCACUUAGAGAAGAUAAUGAAUACAAUCCGAAGGAAUAUAAUAUACAAGAUUUCAUAAACAAAAAUAAAGAUGUCAUACGAAAUUAUAACCAAGGGGGAACAGAUCCCCUUUUUGAAGACAGCAAUUACCUUUUUGAUAAUGAUGAUGAUCAAAAAAGUGUAAUUGGAUUGAACACCUAUGUAAAAGACAAAUUUGAUCAAUUAAGAGAAUUAAAAAAACAAGUAGAUUUAUUACAAAAACAGAUUAAUGCUUAUACGAAAAUUAAUUAUGACGAUUUUAUUGUCCUCAGUCCAGGGUUGUGUGAAGAACCAGAAAAUAUAAAUGAUCAGUGGUGUAUGUUUUGGAAUGAUAUAGGUCAUAUAACAAAGAAAAAAGAAGGAAAUAAAACCUACAUAUAUGUAUUUCUCUUCAGAGGGGAAGAUAUUGGGAAAAAAAAAAUUACAGAUAUUUACAACGUGACAGCUGCAUCUUUAAGUGCUUAUGGAUUUGCCUUAGCAUCAAAUCCUUAUGAAAAAUCUUUUUCAAAAAUUAAUAGCAUAUUAUGUUUUCAUAAUUUAAGAGAUAAUGUAAUAUGGAAUAAGUAUUUACCAAAUGAUGAAUUUAUAAAAGGAGUAGCCAACGGAAAUAAUUUUGUAGCUAUUGUUACAUCUACCAAUUUUCUCAGAAUUUAUUCAGCAUAUGGAUAUAUAAUCAAUACAUUUUUAUUGAAAGGGUUACCCGUAGCUAUAUGUGCAUAUGAUUACCUACUCUUUGUUAUUACAUGUCAAUUCAUUUUUGAAAAUGUAUCUACGUACAAUAUAAAUAACACCUACAAUUGUACACUUUACAAAAUUAAUGAAAAUUUCACCAAUUUAAAAUCACACAAGUAUAAUACAUAUCAUAUAACAAUCUUAUAUGAUGGUAUUUUAUCUCUUCCAUCAUGUCAUUAUUUAAAUUGGGUUAACAUGUCCAACUUUGGAGUUCCAUAUGUUAGGGACACAUCUAACUAUAUAUAUGGAUUAUAUCCAUUAUUUAAAAAUAGUAAUAAUCAUAUUGUAUACGAUUGGGUUCCAGUAUUUGAUUUCAACAAUCUAAAUAAAAUAGAAUCCAUGGAAAAUAAUGCUAACACACAAAAUAUAAAUCAACAAUAUAGUAACUUGAAAAAUAAUAACACACAUUAUUCAGAAAAUGAUCCACAAGAGGAUGAAGAUGAUAAAAGUAAAAAUGAAGAAGAUAUCAAUAAUUACCCAAGGGAAGAACAACUUACAAACAAAGAGUGUAUCUACUAUCCUCUAUAUUUUGAUAAUUUCGAACACAUAUCAGUUAUCAAACUAAAUAAAAAUGAAAUCGAACCUAGGUCUAACAAAAUAGAAAGCUGUCUAGGUUACAACGUGGAAAAGAAAUAUAUACUCAUGAAUGAAUGUAACUUGAUUAAGUAUGAAAAAUUUGUUAAAUUAAUACAAACCAACCCGAAUUUAUCGCUAGACAAUGAUUCAAAUAAUAACGAAUUUGCAUCAUUGCCUUGGGAACAAUAUGAUGAAAUGAGAUCUCGAGUAGACCUUUUCUGCAAACAGUUAUUUGCAAAUAUAUAUUAUGACUAUAUGAAUGAUGGGAAAAAUAAAAGUGCUAAUGAUACAUUAAAGUCCUUAAACAAAUUAUAUGAUAAAUGGAUUAUGCGAAUGUUUGCUAUACUAAAAAAUGAUAAAAAAAAUCAAAAACUAGCUGUGAAAACAUCCAGACUAUUUAAAAAUAUUAAAAAUAUGAUGUUGUCUAUAAGUCUAGUAGAUGAUGAAUAUAGCACAUUACACAGUGAAAUUACAAAUGAAUAUUUAAAAAGACAAAUAAAAGAUGAAAAUUAUAAAAAUAUGGAAGAUAAUUCACAUUAUUAUGAGGAUUAUAAAGAUGAUGAACAGAAACGGAAAGAAAUAUACGAAAAAUACUGCAACAACAAUCAAUAUAUAUCAGAAGAUGAAAAGAAAAAAUUUCCAGACAUUAAACAAACUAGUCAACAGCAUGUUAAAUCAGUAAAAGUUCAGGUAGAAAAUAGGGAAAAAAAAGAAAACGGAUUUCUAGAUAAGUUCUUUACUGGGGUGACAAAAAACCAGUGCGUUGAUAAUCUAUUUUCGCAAGAAAAAAAAACUACUCAGAUUAAAAAGAAAAAUACCUUAGAGAGUUUCUUUUCCGAAUUAAAGGAGAACUGA
This is a messenger RNA of Plasmodium gonderi, 4176 nucleotides long. RefSeq lists its product as hypothetical. The transcript has a single exon. Gene Ontology annotation, molecular function: chromatin binding; protein binding. Gene Ontology annotation, biological process: DNA-templated DNA replication; mitotic cell cycle; DNA repair. Gene Ontology annotation, cellular component: nuclear replication fork. NCBI's taxonomy places the organism in Eukaryota, Apicomplexa, Aconoidasida, Haemosporida, Plasmodiidae. The record is from RefSeq and is a predicted model, not a curated record. The coding region runs from base 1 to 4176 and encodes 1391 amino acids.